AUGUCGUCGGCUCAGGGGUUAUCGAGGCAGCAAAAGGGGAACUCAGUUGUUGCGGCAUCAGCUCCGGCAAGGGGUCCAGACGGAGGUUGUAUCGGGGAUCUCGAGUCGACUCAUCACGAGGCGAUGAUGGAUACAGUUGAUUUGUCUCGCUCCCAGAGGCUUUUGGUCGCAGAUGCUACACGGCUUGCGAGGGAAGGGAGCGAAAACGUCGUCGUGGGGGAUGCGACGGAGUGUGCGAGAGACGGACAGAGUGGGGCGGUGCCCGUUGACUCGAUUACCUUGAGGGUUCGCGCAGUGGAAGACGAUUCUUCGGAAGACGACGACUCCGAAGCCGAGUUGUUUCCGACGACCUUCUAUCCCGAAGGGAUUUUCGAGGAGCUUCCGCGACUACAUCCUGAUUUAUUGCGCCCUGCUUUCGUGGCUGGUCAAGAUUGGGACGGUGUGGAGGAGACUAAGUCGACCCUGAGGAGCGUGAAGAGGGUUCUUCGGGCCAAGAAUGCUACAGGCGUGACCUUCCUCAUUCCUACGAAGGAGCAAAGGCCUUGGUCUCCUCCGAUCGGGUACCAAACAGUAUACAAGUCUUAUUUCCAGGAUGACACUCGCUGUUGGUUCCCCAUCCCGCGACUGAUCACCGCGUACGCUAUGCGGCGAGAUAUCGCGAUUAGUCAGUUACUGAACGGCUCGCUGCGACUAGCCGUCACUCUAUCAGUUCUAGCGGAGGAGAUUGACAUGCCGAUGAGCGUCAGGUCGUUCGAGGAGAUGACCUCGAUAACCGAUAUGAAGGACGGAACCUACUCGGUGAAGAUGCGACCAAACUGCAAUGUGUGCGCCGGUCAUCCAAACAAAACACAGAAUUGGCAGCGUUCCUACUUCUUCAUCAAGUCCGACGACUCGGCUUUCGAGGAGCCUCCUCGAGGGGACUAUCGGGUCCUGUGGAACCGUUCUUGUGUUGACCAUCCCACGUCUCCAGUCUAUCCUGAGGAUUUCCUGAAGAGCGUUCGAGCCGUCAAUUUGCUUCAGAUCUACCGUUGGUCCGAGAUUACCGUCGGGAAGAUUGGCGAGCUUAAGGACCGGAUCGCUCGAAGAGAGUGGAGAUCUGACCUUCCGACCGUUCUUCCUAUUCGCACCAAGCGACUAGAUAUCUUCCCAAAGGACAUCCAGAAGCGAGUCUCUGAAGCAAAGAGGAUGGGAACUCUUCCCGAUUUGAGCGCGAUGUUAGCCGCCCAGCUGGGACUGGCCAGCGAGGAAGGACCUUCGACGACGGUUCCUCGCAUUGGUGAGGUUCCCCCUUCUGGCGCUAGAAACGCGGGAAGGGGUGAUGUUCAAGAAGAAGAACUUCAACCCGAAGACGAGGCUUCUGAGGCUGAAAUCUCGGGAGAACUGGACGAUGCGGUGGAAGUUGGUGAAAGGGAGGAAUCUGAAAUUCCUCUUAACGCCGCCCGUCCGGACGGUUCUGAAGAAGACAGCGGAGAGUCGCCGCUUUUGAUCAGGAGAUGUAACGACGAGGUUGGCGAUGAGGCGCGAUCUCCUAUUCUGGCGUCCUCUCGCGAGGGAACUCCGGUUCCCAUUGGGGAAGGGGUCGCUCAGGUCGGCACUUCUUCUCGCGGCUCCGCUAUCUUGAGGAGGGUGCCUGGAGUUAACUUUCCAGACAAGGUUUCGUUUCACUACGAGGGACCGGCCCCCCAAGUGUUCGUUCCCGAGAAGUGUGGGGAGUUCCUUCGCCAAUUAAGGGGGAGGGUGAAACCUUUGCCCGCUGUGAAGGACCUCAUCUUUGGGGGUGAAUACGAGGAAGCCGCGAGGGCCAAGCUGCUGGGGGAUAGUGCGACGAACGCCGUGAUCGAUAAGUACGACACUGCCCUGAAGGGAGCUUUAGGCGAACUUGAGCUGUCUAAGGAGUACGCGGAGAAAGAGGAAGCUUCUGCUCGCCAGCUGAAUGCGUCGAGGGCUGACGUCGAGAUGCUUAACGGGAUGGUUGCUCGCAUCAUUGCUCGAAGAGACGAGCUCAAAGCCGAGUUGGAGGUAUCCCGAGGAGUCGUUCGUGAGCUAGAGCGGAAGAACGCCGAACUUGAGAGCGAGAAGGUUUUGCUCGCUGCGUCUCAUGAAAGAGAGAUGAGGAUUCGCUCCCGAGAAGAGCGACGAGGUCCCUAUGAGGAGGCACGGUUGCUUCAUAGCCAAGCCUUCGGAACCAGGAAAUGCCUUGAGGCUUUGAAGAGGGCUGGGAGCGACAUCUCGCAAGCUACUAUCGAGAUUUUUGCCGAGCAAGAGAAGAAGUACGAGGAGGAAGCCGAGAAGCUUAGGGUGGGCGAGAUACCCGAGGAAGAUUUCACGCUUUCUCCUCUCGUAUUGGACUCUCAGUUUGUGGAUACUCGAAUCUUGGCGAGUCUCGAUCCGUAUGGGUCCAACGCCGGCUUGAUCGAUCCGGAGAUUGCAGCGAAUCUUCACGUUCCGCUUACUCAUCCGACUGAAGAGCGGCGCGAAGACCCGACGCUUCUUCCUGAAGGUCCUUUGGCCGAUCCAGAGAUCGUCCCGAGAUCAGGUGAAGUUCAUGCUUCUCCGGCUGCUCGUGAGUCAAGCGUCAGGGCUUCGGAGCUCUCCGCCCUCAACGAUCGCGAGAGCGAUCAGGAAGCUUAG
Brassica napus (rape) is the source of this 2631-nucleotide messenger RNA. Its product is annotated as meiosis-specific protein ASY2-like. The coding region runs from base 1 to 2631 and encodes 876 amino acids. NCBI's taxonomy places the organism in Eukaryota, Viridiplantae, Streptophyta, Magnoliopsida, Brassicales, Brassicaceae. The record is from RefSeq and is a predicted model, not a curated record. The transcript has 6 exons.